AUUUUUAAAAAUGUUAUUCAGUUUUAAUGAGAUAGCUUUUCUCAAAGCUUUCUAGAGACUCUUGAAAACGAAUAGAUUAAUUAUGUAUCAGGUAGCGCAAUUGCGAAACAGUACGUUAGCUAUGUAUUUGACAAUUCAAUUAAGUUUUAUUUGAUUUACCUUCGUACUCGAGAAUGGUAGACUCGAAGAAGCCAUUGCGAAGACUGAGAAGAAAACAGAAUCAGACGUUAGACAAGUACUCGGAAACUAUACGAAGUGAUCUGAGUAAACUGGAUCGACUAAAGUUCAAGGCUAUUGUUGUUAUCGAGAUACACGCGAGAGAUGUCAUCGACAAAAUGUACAAAAUGAAUUGCAAAGAUGUGACCGCUUUCGAAUGGCUGUCGCAGUUAAGAUUUUAUUGGGAUGCAGACAUAGACGAUUGUAUUGUUCGGCAAACAAACACUCACUUCAUAUAUGGCUACGAAUAUCUAGGCAAUACCGGAAGACUUGUAAUAACUCCUCUGACAGACCGGUACGUUUUCCUGAACUUUUAGUUUAAUUAUAUAGCAAUAAAUG
Molecule: messenger RNA, 555 nt
Organism: Nylanderia fulva
Lineage: Eukaryota; Metazoa; Arthropoda; Insecta; Hymenoptera; Formicidae
Product: dynein axonemal heavy chain 2-like
Biological process (GO): cilium movement involved in cell motility
Cellular component (GO): axoneme; dynein complex; 9+2 motile cilium
Molecular function (GO): dynein intermediate chain binding; dynein light intermediate chain binding; minus-end-directed microtubule motor activity
Source: RefSeq, a predicted model, not a curated record